UGGAAGCAGCGACAGCGGCGUCCCGUUCAUGCUUCUAGCGGGAAUAGGCGAAGGGGCGGGCGGACAGCUCUCCUGGCGGGCUCCCGCCGGUGGCGGCUCAGGGUUGCUCUUUUCCCUCCGCUUGCCAGAGCUUUUGCACAGGCUGCAGCCUCGUCCGAAAGUCACCUUCCAGCUUCCCCGGGGAAGGGAAAAAGGAGGAGCGCGUUGAGAGAAAGCGGGGAGCAGCUGCCUCCUCUUGCACGGUUCCCCUCCCGGGGAAAGGAGGAGGAGGAGGAGGAGGAGGACAGCCCGGGCAGCGGGUGGAAGCUCAAGUUGCGUGUGUGUGCGAGUGCAUGAGAGUUGCGUGCAUGUCUCGGGAGGAGCUGCAGAAGGUCCCUGCCAAGUGGAGGAGGCACCAUGACCCUGGAGUGCAUCUUCAGCACAUAUUUUCUGUGAAUUGUGAUGAGGAUACAUAUAUGCGCUGCGAUGGUGACAUAAACUACUAAACUGGACUGGAAUGAAUUUUAACUGCCUUCCUUAUUUUAAAUGUUGCUUCACUUGGAAGCAAUCUGAGGCAUGACCUACAACAUGACUUUUAUUGUGAAACUUCAUAGACAUUUUCAACGAACAGUUAUAUUGCUGGCCACUUUUUGUACAGUGAGCAUUGUCAUUUCGGCAUAUUAUUUGUAUAGUGGCUACAAACAGGAAAAUGAGCUUUCAGAGAUAUCUUCAGAGGUGGAAUGUGGAGAUCUUCCAAUGCUGCCUCCCAGCAAGUUGGCACAGAAGACAGUCAAAUCUAAUGAUCCUGUCCGGACUGAUCCUGUUGUGUUGGUGUUUGUGGAAAGCCAGUAUUCAACACUUGGUCAAGAUAUAAUAAUGAUCUUAGAGUCCAGCAGAUUCCAGUAUCACAUAGAGAUUGCUUCUGGAAAAGGCGACCUUCCUGUGCUUAUAGAUAAAAACAAAGGCAAAUACAUUCUUGUUAUAUUUGAAAAUAUUUUUAAAUACGUAAAUAUGGAUUCCUGGAAUCGAGGCCUUCUAGAUAAAUACUGUGGAGAAUUUGGUGUAGGUGUGAUUGGAUUCCAUAAGAGUAGUGAGAACACUUUACAGACUUCUCAGUUAAAAGGUUUUCCUUUCCAUAUCCAUGGCAAUGUGGGUAUAAAGGACUGUUGCAUCAACCCUCAUUCUCCAUUACUCCAUGUGACUAAAUCGUCUAAGUUUGAUAAAGGUCCUUUGCCUGGAAAUGACUGGACAGUUUUUCACAUAAAUCAUUCAGCCUACCAACCUGUUAUAUUAGCGAAAGUAAAAUCUCCUGAAAAUCUCUCUCCACCUAUCAUUAAAGGUGCUCUUCAUGCAACUGUGGUUCAUGAUUUGGGUCUUCAUGAUGGGAUUCAACGCAUUCUUUUUGGACAAAAUUUGAACUUCUGGCUUCAUAAACUCAUAUUUAUAGAUGCUGUUUGUUUCCUGUCUGGAAAGAGACUUAAAUUGUCCUUGGAUAGAUAUAUCCUUGUUGAUAUAGAUGACAUUUUUGUUGGAAAGGAGGGCACAAGGAUGAAGGCCAAUGAUGUUCAGGCUCUUCUUGAUACUCAAAACCUUCUGAGAGCUCAAAUCACAAAUUUCACUUUCAACCUGGGCUUUUCAGGGAAAUUUUACCAUACAGGAACUGUAGAGGAAGAUGAAGGUGACGAUUUAUUACUGGGAUCUGUGGAUGAAUUCUGGUGGUUUCCUCAUAUGUGGAGCCACAUGCAGCCACAUCUCUUCCAUAAUGAGUCCUCACUGGUGGAGCAGAUGAUUCUCAACAAAAAAUUUGCCUUAGAACAUGGUAUUCCAACUGAUAUGGGUUAUGCUGUGGCCCCUCACCAUUCUGGUGUCUACCCUGUUCAUGUUCAGCUUUAUGAUGCAUGGAAGAAAGUUUGGAAUAUCAAAAUCACCAGUACUGAAGAGUAUCCACAUUUGAAACCUGCCCGGUACAGAAGGGGCUUCACCCACAAAAGCAUCAUGGUUCUUCCUCGACAAACCUGUGGUCUUUUUACCCAUACUAUUUUCUACAAGGAAUAUCCUGGAGGCCCAAAAGAACUAAACAAGAGCAUACAGGGAGGGGAACUUUUUUUCACAGUUGUUCUCAACCCAAUCAGUAUCUUCAUGACUCACUUGUCCAACUAUGGGAAUGACCGUUUGGGUGUGUACACUUUUGUCAACCUGGCCAAUUUCGUACAGAGUUGGACCAACCUGAAGCUGCGGACUCUGCCUCCACUUCAGCUGGCUCACAAGUACUUUGAUCUGUUCCCUGAACAAAGAGACCCUCUUUGGCAGAAUCCGUGUGAUGACAAGCGGCACAGAGAUAUCUGGUCCAAAGAAAAAACUUGUGAUCGUUUACCAAAAUUCCUGGUUAUUGGACCCCAAAAAACUGGCACAACUGCUUUGUAUUUGUUCCUGAUUAUGCAUCCUUCCAUCAUUAGUAACUCCCCCAGCCCCAAAACCUUUGAGGAGGUACAGUUCUUUAAUAGAAAUAACUACCACAGGGGGAUUGAUUGGUACAUGGAAUUCUUUCCUGUGCCAUCUAACGUCACUACUGACUUUCUCUUUGAGAAGAGUGCCAACUAUUUCCAUUCUGAAGAAGCCCCAAAGCGAGCAGCUUCUUUGAUUCCGAAGGCAAAAAUUAUCACCAUUCUCAUUGAUCCAUCAGAUCGAGCGUAUUCCUGGUAUCAGCAUCAACGGUCACACAAAGACCCUGCUGCUCUAAAGUUUACCUUCUAUCAGGUGAUCACUGCUGGUCAUCAUGCUUCAGCAGAGCUUAAGGCUCUCCAGAAGAAAUGUCUCAUACCAGGAUGGUACGCCACCCAUAUUGGAAGAUGGCUAGCUUACUUUCCACCUUAUCAGUUACUAAUUAUUGAUGGACAGCAACUCAGAAAUGACCCAGCUAUCAUUAUGGAUGAAGUGCAGAAGUUCCUGGGAGUUACUCCUCAUUAUAAUUACUCAGAAGCCCUAACGUUUGACUCACACAAAGGAUUCUGGUGUCAGCUCCUGGAAGAAGGAAAAACAAAAUGUCUUGGGAAAAGUAAAGGCAGAAAAUAUCCUGCAAUGGAUUCUGAGUGCAGGGCUUUUCUGUCAAGCUACUACAGAGAUCACAAUGUGGAACUGUCAAAGCUCCUACACAAAUUGGGACAACCUCUGCCAUCGUGGUUGAGACAGGAGCUGCAGAAAGUGAGAUAGCACGAAAGAAAGCUUGUCAAGAGAGCUUCUCUUCACUUCAUUCAUCAUCAGACCUACAGCCUUCAGUAGCUACUAGAAAGCUGUUGGGAAAUAUAUCUAUUCAAAAGAGAACAAAAGAAUUUGGUUUCUGCCAUAUCCUGUUAAGCAAACAAAGAAAAUGUAUUGGCUUGAGUGUCACAGAUCUAAAGGACCACAAUAUUUCCUAACAAUUUUUGCAUUCUGGAAGCAGAGCUAGAUCAUAAUCUACCAGGGACAGAGAUUUUGUUUUACUUCUAUUUAUUUCUGUGGUACUGGCAUAGGAGAAUUCUGAGUGGACUGAGACUGCUGCAGCCUACAAAAGGAAAGCUACGCAACUGUCCAAAAUCAUAGUAAUACUUACAGUUUUAUAUAUUAUAUACAUAUCAGUUUAAGAAUAUUGUGACACAUGUUGAUUUUGUAGCCCACUGCUUGCCUGUUUGGUUUUCAGAUUGUUUGAGUACAAUGAUGUGUCUUAUAUUUUUUAUUAAAAAAGAAAAAAUGAGAAAAUAUGUAGCACAAAAUGCCAGAUAGAUGCCCACCUUUGCAAUCUGAUUCUAAAAUGUGAUUUAAAAAUGUCACAUAGGCCUGAAACCACAUUUUUAGGAGUAUACAACUACUGAGAAAAAUGUACCAUGAGCUAAAUCAGUAGGAAGAACAGCAGAAAAGAAAUUACAUUAUGGCCCUAAUUAUACCCUUUUCAACAUAAAGGACUCAGAAGAUAUGUGAAUUAAUUUGCCACCUCAUCCUGGGUCUUUUUUUAUGGUGAAUGCUCCACCAGGUCCUAGUGCCUGCUGCUCCCCCAACCCUUUCUGAUUCUCUGGAAGCAUUUUAAUACCUUAUUUGAGCACUGCUUCCAUUUAAACUAUUAUUAUCUGUAUGGGGAAACAUGGCACUUAGGUAAAAUAGCAUUUGUUUUGCUCCAGAUACCUAUUAGUGAGACUUGCCUUUUUGUAAAGUUGUGGCUGCCAUUUUAUUUCCUGUUCCUGCCAGACUGGAAAAGAAAAUGGUGGAUAAAACUUUACAAAAAUUGAAGUCUCGAUAACAGGUAUGCAGAGUAAUAUCAAUGCUAUUUUAUCAAAGUGCUUUGUUUCCCCAUACAUCUGAGAGUGGUUGUAGGCAUUGUGUCAUUUGCUUUAACAGAUGACCAUUGGAAGAGAGGAAAGGGUUGCCACUGUUGAUUUUCUUCUACCCUCAUGACUUCAGGGCAUGUCGUUCUCUUGUGCUCAAGGAUCAGGGCCAGAACUGUGCAUGCAGUGAGGAAUGCAAGAUUCAGAGGACUCUCUUUAACUACAGUUUCUUAUUUGUUCCAUUUGCCUGCUUUAACUACUGAAAAAUCCAGGCAGGAACAUGAUUUUAUUACAUUAAUAUUCAUACAUCAAACAAGAACAUGUGCAAAUGAACCAAGCAGAUUUAAUUACUUGGAUCAUGUGAACGUCUUGUAUAUGCUAGACAGUUCCUACCCUGAAGCCAACUUCCUCUUCCACUAGCACUUCAUUUCCACAGGUUUGUUUCAGUGGUUCUUCAAGGAUACUUGAUCAAACAGAGAAUGUCUAACACACAUGGAAUUUGUUCCAACCAAUAUGUUUAUGAGGCAAAACAUUUGGAGAGGAAGGUACAAUCCAAAUCUGUAAACGUAUCAUUUUCGUGGGACAGUGAAAGCAUCAUAUCAGUACAAUAUCAGUAAUUUCUCUAGCAAUUUUAGCCAUUAGCUACGUUUUUAAAGAAUUCUGGGUUUUUUCGAGUCAUCUGAUCUGGAAACGAUUCCACAGUUAUAAGGUGGUGAUCAAAGUACUAGGCUGAAAUAUGAGUUGCCUGAUAUCUAUUCAGGCAUGUUCUCCAUGCCUGAACCUGUGCUGCUGAUUGCUAAGACACCAUCAAAUCUGAUUUGUUUUAUGGUUUUUAAUAUGUGUGGACUAAAAUGUGAACCAUUCACGGAAAAACGUCAUAUAUUAAAAAUUUUAAAAAAUAUAUACAAAAUUAAUAAAAGAAAAGAAUGUGGGCUGUUGGCCAAUUUUUACAAAGGUGCACAAAGUUGGGAAGUUGCCAACACAUUUUCUGUCUCCCAUACAGAAUUGGCCAGAUUUUGCCUCAUUUAGAAAGUAUGCAGAGGCAGGUGAUAGCAAACCACCUCUGAAUAUCUCUUGCCUUUAAAACCCUACAGAGUUACCAUAAGUCAUCUGUGACAUGAUGGC
Molecule: messenger RNA, 5399 nt
Organism: Sphaerodactylus townsendi
Lineage: Eukaryota; Metazoa; Chordata; Lepidosauria; Squamata; Sphaerodactylidae
Product: bifunctional heparan sulfate N-deacetylase/N-sulfotransferase 3
Exons: 14
Coding region: 556-3189 (877 amino acids)
Cellular component (GO): Golgi apparatus
Molecular function (GO): deacetylase activity; heparan sulfate N-sulfotransferase activity
Source: RefSeq, a predicted model, not a curated record